Messenger RNA from Ostrea edulis (European flat oyster), 12043 nucleotides. RefSeq lists its product as uncharacterized. NCBI's taxonomy places the organism in Eukaryota, Metazoa, Mollusca, Bivalvia, Ostreida, Ostreidae. Gene Ontology annotation, biological process: signal transduction. The coding region runs from base 443 to 9748 and encodes 3101 amino acids. The transcript has 66 exons. The record is from RefSeq and is a predicted model, not a curated record. Gene Ontology annotation, molecular function: calcium ion binding; protein binding.
AUCAUAGCUAUUUGUAGAACAUGGCAUGGCUGACGAGUGCAAAAUACAAAAAAACCGAAAUGUGUUAUUUUAUUUAAUACUACAUGUUUUUGCACACAACUACAUCAAAUGGUUCAAAAAGGUACAUUGGUCACUAUACAAGAUACAUAUAGAUCUAAAAAUACCCCCAAGAUAUUGUAAAUAAUUUUACUGAUAACGUUUGAGUCGAAAUAUCCAGGAACGAACUGUUUGAGACUGAAAUAAAGGAGAAAAAUGUUUUGGUUCGCGACGGCGUUCUUGCCAACUGGUGAAUUUCUGAAUUUAAUGAUUCAAGCUUGUACAUGAGUUCAUGGCUCUGAGACAAGAUGAGGCCAAAAUAAGGGUCGGAAUUUUCAGAGUUCAUUUUGUUGUGAGUGAAAGGUGAUUUCGCUAAUACAGCUUUGUGAUACAGAAGUGGAGCAUUAUGAAGAAAAACAAUGAUUCGAGGGAAGGUCCACCACUGCCGCCAUCUCCCCCUCCUCCUCCCCCUCCCCCUCUUCCUCCUCGAUCUCCUCCUCCUCAAGCCCCAGCCCUACCACUUACUGAAGGAGAAGACUUACUUAAUAUUGAUAUUAAUGCAGAAGAAGAAAUGUGGGAUAUGAAUGAGUACACAGAGUCUUUAAACAAAUCAAAGUUUAAUUCAGCACCAGCUCUCCUCUCCAAACCCAAGAAGAAAGAAGCCAAGAAGAAAGUUGGUUUCAAAAAUGUGGAGGCAUUUGACGAAAAAGUUGAUGACCGAGUGCCACCACCGCCACGAAAAAAAAAUACCCAUGCCCCAGUUGAUACGCGGCCUCACAUUAAAACAGAAGACCUGCUUCUGGGCUUAAAAAAAUUGAAAAACACAACACACAGACUGUCGCACAGAACAAUUAGCCGUGCUGAUAUUUAUGACAAAUUCAAGGAAACUGACUUCAUUCCUCUUAACUUUGUUAUUGAUGCGCUGUGGAAGGAGAGCCUGGGCAGUCAGAGCAUGAUCACGCAGCUGAACCUUAGUGGAAUAGAACAACUCACUGACAUGUUCUUCAGCCUGUUUAGAGUGAAACGGAUAGAGCUACCUCAUCUCAGCUACAUCAACCUUAAUGGUUGCUGUAACAUAACGGAUUUUGGCGUAUACUGGAUUGUCCAGAAUUUACACCAGGUGACAUCACUGUUGAUGAAAGGCUGUACAGAAAUAACUGAGCGGUCUGUCCACUACAUCACUGAUGGAAGGAUGAAUUUACAAGACUGCCAUUUGGCAUCAACUAAGUGUCGAGCCAUUCCACUCAAAUUAGAGAAGACCCUUGGUCUAUUCAACUUUAAGUCAUGCCCGCUGAUUUCUCCCUCAACAGAGGCUUACACCACGCAUCCACAGACGAUGAUGCAGGGCUACUCCAGCAGUCAAAUGGACAAGACAGGUAACAACUUGAUAUAUCUUGAUAAGUACAAAGUGGUAAUCCUGAACGAGCCCAGGAACCGCAGCCUAGGGGAGUUAAUCACAAACAAGCCAAGUUCAGGGAAAGGGAUCCGGAUCUGGGAGAACUGGAAAGCAAAGGCUGACUCCUCAGUUACUCUAAAUGUGGUGGAGAUUAGCAGAGAAUCAAAAUUUGAGGGAUUAGUUAUGAGUAAUGGAGGAGUUGUCGUUCUUCCAUUCUCUGACAAGACACCAUCUUACAUCCAGAAAAUUUCCAACACCAUUCUCUCAGUCCUCAGUCAGUAUCCAGAGACGGGUUUUGUGAUUUGUAAUCCUGAAUAUGAUGAUACCUCGGCAACAGAACAUAAACUAAAGGACAUUAUACACAGGGUCAAGGACACUUUGACUGUUCUCAUGGAGAAACUCCAAGAAGAAUUGGAUGUGGAAAUCAAGGAUAAAUGGAGGCUAAAUGAGUUUAGAUUUCACGACCAGAUAGUGCAUACAGCAGGGAGGAAGUUAAUUCACCACCUUGAAAAAAUCAUUGCCAGAAAACACCAGAAGGAGGAUUCCUCUAAUCUUCUGACUUAUACGAUACUGGGCAAAGAGGAGAAGUGCUUUGACAGCAUUAGCAAUGUGAUCACAGACCUUCAGGACGUCUAUCCUUGGCAUGUGUUUCAUUAUUUUGCUCCCAUUGAAAAGCUCAUUAAACUUAAGUUCAAGCCUGAUAAAUUCAAAGGAAACUUUGGCUACCUGAAAUCAUUACUGGGUGCUGUUGAUGGACCUCCCCUCUCCAAUCUGAACAUGAAGGAUCCCUAUAAGGAAAUGAUUCAGGUCCUGAACCUCCGGUUUGAGCGGGGCAUGGGUGCAUUCUAUCCCGACGUCAGUGGCAAUCCAUGUAUGACAACUUUUUCAGUUCUUGAAAGCUUCUUGACAGGCAUUAUGGAAUCUCCUCCGCAGAACACGGGAUUCAUUAAGGGGCUAGGGAUAUCAGUGCCCUGCUAUAGAAGAGAGGACUUAGCAGUUAUAUUUGGACAGAGUAUGAAGAUAACAGUAACACUAAAAGGACUGGAGCUCUCUGACAGGGUGGAUUUAUGGCUUGAUAUUCUGGAGACUACAGGCUGUGUGAUGAAAUUUCCGUGUAACCUGAAGGGACCGGGCUAUGAGGACACCUUGGCCUAUGUGUUGUUUAGAGACAUUCCCGACCAUCCCCCUGUUUCCAUGGAGCAGUAUUGGCCAGAAGAAGUAGCAGAUUCAGAGAAACAAGCCCAGAAAUUUUACAAGUUUCCAACUCUGCCACCCAACUUUAUGUCUACACUUCUGCGGGAGUUCUCUUAUCUGCUCCAGUUCAUAGUCCUUUGGAAAUGUGGAUUUCUGUGUCAGCAGGGCCCAGUUUUUCAUCUUGUGGAGCUAGUGGAAACAGGAGAUUUCAUGACCAUCAUUGUCAGUAGCAGAAUACCAAUACCCCCUGUCAUCAAUGGGAAGGAUUUCUUGGAAGACAAUUCAGGACUCCAGAGCAUGUUGUGGAAUGGCUUCAAACAAAUUUGUUCCAUCCUCGAUGCUCACGUUCAUAAAUUCAGAAUCUAUGUGCAGAGAUAUUAUAAAUGCCUACAUUGUGUGCCCACUGGUAGUAGGUAUCAAGGUACUGACGAACAAAAGGUGUCACAGUUCUCAGAAUUAAAAAUUCUAGGCGGCCAUGAUCGUGGACUCAACUGUCAAAAGAAGAGCAGCUCAACAUCUGAGAAGGCUACUGUAACCCUAGCAGAUUAUUUUGGUCCAGACUUUCAGAGAAAUGAUAAACGACAUCUACCAAACCACAGCUGUUUUGAUGUGGAGUAUGAAAAAAUGAUAGAAGACACCGCGGCCACGAGGUCCAAUCAUACACGCUGUUUCAUGUGUGGAAACUGCUGUAGGGAAAGUGUCCAGUGUUACGGAAAUGUGGACAUAAUUGGCAAAACAAUGAGACAUUGUGGAUGUCUGUUACCCGGUUUCCUGUGCAAAUACUGUGGGAUUUGUCGAUUCUGUGUCCAGAGGUUGGCAAAAGCACAUUGCAUUACGAAUCCACAGUUUCAGUCAGAGGCUAUGUCUAAAACGAACGAGGAUCUGUCGCAGAAAGGCAAUUUUGUCUUUAUGUCAUCUCAGAGCGAAUACAGCUUCUCCCAGCCGAUGUCCGUGGAGUACUUUAGUCAUCUACGCAUAUGUCUGCACCGUGGACACUUCAUCCUGAAUAUGAUCUCGUCUUCAAACCGAGUGCAUGUCAAUUGUUUUGAAAAGUAUAUAAAACUGUUCAAAAACACUUCCCACAAGGAAACAGAGGAAAAUUUGUAUGUUUUGGCACCAUAUAAAAAUGGGGACAUCUAUGAUGUAUAUUUUGAUGUCAACAAGACUGACAUGUGUGAACAGUUCAUGAGAAUACAACAAAACCAGAAAACGGUGUUGGCCUUGCCAAUUCUGGACAGAAAUAUGACGGUGAUGAUUAAAUGUACCAGUCCUGGAAGUCUCACAAUGUGUUCAUUACAUAUGAUAGAAAUGCCCAAAAUUUCAACUGUGGCUCACGGAUUCACAGGAAGUGCCACGUUGAAGCUGAACAUCAUCAGUGGAAGUAGCUUGUAUGACGAAGAAAUUAGAGGUGACAUUUUGGCAGGCAGAAAGGAGGAGAACCUGAAACCAUUUUGUCAAGUGAAACUGAACAGUCAUGUGGUGUUUAAAACUAAAGUCAACAAUACAUCAAAACCCAGAUUCAUUGAAAAGACGGAGUUCCAAAUUGAUGAUCCCGACAGCGUUGUGGAAAUUGAAGUGUAUGAGUAUGACCACAUUGAGAGCAUUCUUUUGGGAGUUGUCAUUUUAACAGUACAACAGCUGAGAGAACUGACCAAUCAGGAGGAAUCAAAAUUUCAUCACUUGAAUGGGACACGGAAUGGAAAAAUAAACCUGAAGUGUAGCUUGAUCUUCGAUGACAAGGACAAUGAGAAGGUUUUGUCCAAGAAAUUCUCCAACUCCCGUGGUGACACAUACUUUCCAAAGUGCUGCACAUGGGUACCGACAGUGGCUGAAGCAAACAUUGCACAAAUGGCUGAUGUCCUAGAAGAGAAGAUGAACAGUAGAGAUCAGGUUUCCAAUAUUCAAGGAGCUGUUUUGUUGGUGCUGCCCAAAACAAUCACAAAGGAGAUGGUACUCUUUCCAAAGUGGCACUCCAUGGAGUUAGAUGAAAUGAGAUUCCAUCCCAUGUGUACUUAUAGAUUGGAGAACAGUCGUAUGAACAGUGGUGAGGAUGACACUUGGGAAUGGCAUUUGAUGGAUGCUCCAGGGUUUGAGAUGCCUGAAAACAAUAUCUCGCGUUCCGCCUUCCUGUGGGUUACACAGUGUAUACUACUGAAUUCCCAAACUAAGUUGGAGCUAACAAGCUAUGGGAAAUUAUUUCCAGCAUUAGCACAAGAGUCUUGCAUUGAUGCUGAUAUGAUCCUGAGAUGUUUAUUCUCCCUUCUGAACUUUUCCUCUGUGUACAGUCAUAUCGUGAGAGGUCUGGAUUACAAUGUCAAGCAUUUCCUGAAAUCCAGAAAGACUGCAGCAAAGAGUUCCAAGUUUGUCCGUAAACUGGUGUCCGAACGUGUAGAUGUUUGCGGGUUUGAUGUUGUGCCCAGUUUCUUUAACACCAAAAAUUUCCUGUAUCUCUGUCCAGCACAUAAUUCAGCAUACAUUCGAGCCAAAGGAGUUUCUCAAGUUCGGAUGGCAGGCUUUGACACAUACAGCAAGUUUAUUCAGAAUCUGAUAUUGACAAAGAACAAUCUGACAACACUCCCAGAUGCUCUGUUUUCCUCUCUAAAACUGCUGAAAAUUGUGGAUCUCUCGAACAAUAUUCUAGAAACUCUCCCAGAGACUAUAGGGCAGUGCAGCCAGCUUGAAAUCCUGAGACUGAAUGAAAACAACUUAACUGACCUUCCUAUGGAGCUGUCACAGUGUGGAAACUUGGUGGUGUUGAACAUUUCCAGGAACAUGAUGGAUCAUCUUCCCCUUGUGAUCCCGCAGUGCUCGAACAUUGAGCAGCUGUUCAUAAAUGACAUGUUUCUGACUGAGCUUCCAGAGGAUAUAGGCAACUUAGACAAUCUGGAGACCCUUUAUGCUAAUGGAAAUUGUUUCACCUCCCUACCUGACAGUUUUAGUAUGCUUCAGCGGUUGAGUGACCUCUCCUUACGUGGGGUCAUCUGGUUCGUCAGUUCGCCCUCUUACAUAAUGUCCAGAGAACGCUUCAAUGAGCUCCUCGAGGUCCAUGGACUUAUCAGGUGGCUGGAUGCCCAUAAUGAGGACAAAGAGGAAUUGUUCAAGUUCUUUGAUGAGGAUGGGAACGGAAUUAUGGACAAUAACGAGAUUGGGAGACUAAAUGCUACCAUAUACAACAUCUUCCCCAGAUUUGGCUACAAAGGAAGAGAAUUACCAGAUGAGAACUCUGACAGUGGAUUUCCUAUGCAGAUUCUCAUGAUUCAGAAUCUCCGAUACCUCAACCUAUCCUAUCAAGGACUGGUACACAUUCCGGAUACCAUCUCCUUCCUUAGCUGCCUCCAACACCUCGUCAUCAGCUACAAUCCUCACCUCCUCAACAUUGCGGCAGAGGUCGGCAGUCUUCCUCUUUUAUCCUUGGAAAUGGCUGAGUGUCCUAUACUGAAGACUCCACCAAAAGAAAUUCGAAGCCAGGGCUUCACGGCAAGCUUUGCCUACCUCAGACGUUUGUUGUCAGGGUCAGUGGAAUGUAAGAGAACCAAGCUCAUGUUGGUGGGUCUGGGAGAAGCCGGGAAGACAAGUUUGGCUAGGGCUCUCCAAUCAAACAACCUCACUUCCAGCCUUACAGGGCACGAGACGAUCACAGACGGUAUUGACAUCUCUACAUGGAAGAUAUCCAAAGACAACGAGGAGAUCUCGUACAGCGUCUGGGACUUUGCUGGCCAGACAGUUUACUACAACACACACUAUUUUUUCCUGUCCAAUAGGGCAGUCUACUUCCUAGUUUGGAAUGUCAGGCUUGGACAUGAGCAUGCAGGACUUAAGUUCUGGCUUAGUUCCAUCUCAGUCCAUGCCCCCAAGGCUCCGGUUCUUAUUGUAGGAACUCAUGUCGACCAGGUUUCCAAGAUUGAGCUGCCCAUGGAGGAAUUGAAGGCAUCUUUCAAACAAAUUCAAGGAUUCUUCUUCAUAAGUUCCUUAACUGGGCAGGGCCUUGAAGAACUGAAGGAGAAACUGGUAUCUGUGACUUUGACCCAGGGAUAUAUGGGAGAGUCCAUUCCAAUGGCAUGGUUGGAGUUGGAAGACAUCAUUAAAAAACUGAAGACAAAGACAAAGAUGGACACUAUAGAUUACAGUCAGCUCUUUAAGAGAGCCAGUUUGGCUGGCAUUGUAGAGGAAAAGGAGUUUGCAGAGGCAGUGACCUUUCUUCAUGACCUUGGAUCACUCCAGCACUUUGGUGGAAAUGAGUACUUACAGUCCAAAGUAGUGAUCAAUCCACAGUGGAUUGUGGAUGUUAUGGCAUGUGUGGUGUCGGUCAAGGAGAGCCCAAUCAAGAAUGGAAGACUUAACCAUAAAGAUCUGAACAUAGUGUGGAAGGAUUACCCAGAGUCCUUGCAUGAGUGGCUGUUACGCUUGACUGAGGAGUUUGAUCUGACCUUCUUCAUUCCCCCAGAAGAUGGCUCAGAAGAGAAAGUUAAUCUGGUUCCAUGUCUUUUACCAGAAACUAAACCCAAGUUUGAAUGGCCAGAGCCUGAUAAAAAGAAGGGGAUCACAGAGACGAAAAUGAUGUACCUGUUUGAUUACCUUCCGGCUGGACUCUUCAACAGAGGACAGGUGAGAUUGCAGGAGUAUUCUGACUACUAUAUUAUCUGGAAAAAGGGAUCUUACUUAAAGAAAGAUGGACAGAUAGCCUUACUACAGCAACUCAAGGACACAGAAAUGGUUGUCAAAGUCCAAGGCAAGAUGCCAGAGAUUGUUCUGUUCCAUAUUCACGAGGUGUUUGAGAGUCUGAUUCUGGAAGCCUACCAGGGGGUGAAUUAUGAUUUCACAAUCUCCUGCCCCGACUGUCUGAAGCAUUCGACCAAGGACCCCCACAUGUUUCUAGCAUCUACCAUACGCAGGGCAAUAGAGCUGAAGGCUCCUUUUCUGCAGUGUAUGGCCUACUUCCAUACCAUCUCUGUUGUGGACUUGCAAUCUGUAAUGCCUCCAACAAGCAACAACGAUUUUGAUGUCCACAUUCAGAAAGCAGUCAGUGGCUUACAGGAUCUACGGCGCAACAUGAAAAUAGAUCUUUUCCUUUCCUACUGUGUUGCUGAUGCCCCUGCUGAUGACAAAAAUGUCAUUCAUCCCGCUCAAGUUUACCGAGACUUGAAGAAUGCAGGAUACACAUGUUGGUUUCCGGAGGAGAACAACCGGUACUCUACAGACCUAAUGGCCAGAGCUCUCAUGGACUCCACAAUCUUUGUCGUGUUUAUUUCCACCAGCUACGCAAAGGACCGAUCUUGUACGGACAUUUUGAAGUAUGCUAAACUGACCCUGGGGAAGCCGAUGGUGGUGAUUGUAGUGGGAGAGGAUAACUUCACCUGGAGGAAAACCAACCUGGGCCUACUGCUGCCUGAUGUGUCUUUUGUCAACAUGAUUAAUUCCAAGAAGUACAACUAUGACAGCAAGUUCCAGGAGCUCCUUGGAAAGUUGGAUGAGCUGAUGAACUUAUCUGUAAAUGCCAAACACAGAGAGAGCCCGGAAUGUUUUAUCAGUUACUGCUGGAAAAACUCAGCACAAGCUGUGGAACUGGGCACCAGGGCUGGUCCCACAUCACUGGGAUUUGGAGAUCCAAGACAGAUCAAAACUUACCUGGAGGACAACUCUAUCAGAUGUUGGAUUGAUGUGGAGAGGAUUGGAAUGAAUGGGUUGUUUGAUGAGAUAGCGAAAGGUUUACUGGAGUGUAAAGUAAUGGUGGCCUGUAUUUCUGAUGACUACGUGGAUUCUCCGAGCUGCUGUAAAGAGUUCCGGUAUGCAUGUACUGUCCUGAACAUCCCUAUGAUCAUCUGUGUAGUGGGCACUGGUCACAGGUGGAGGCGGAGUGAGGUGGCCAUUUUGUCUGUGAACAGCCCUGUGGUUAGUUUUCAGUUGGAGAGUGAAGAAGCAUACUCCAAACUUUUACAGCUGGUAGAGGGAGCCCUGGAGUCCUGUGACAGGGGCAAAACAGACAGCAAGGAGAAGAAUGAGGGGUCGUCUGACCAGGAGAGAGAUGUCCAGUUCAAGGAGUUGUACGAGCUGGCUCAGAGAAAGUUUUUACGGCAGAUAACAACAUAUGCUACAAAUCACGAUGUUGAACCCUAUCCUCGCCUCUUUUUUGCAGAUGUUGUUCCCCCUGAGGACAACACUCAGACCUUAUCAGUUGAAGAAAAACUGGAAAAUAAAGAUCCGAAUCUAGAGAAGGGUGAAUUGGAGAUCACGAGCCAGGGGUUCCAAUCACGAAGAUUCUGUAUCCAUAUCCUGUGCGAAUGUGACAAGGGCUGGCACAAUGUGGACGAACCUAUGAUGCUCCCAGAAGAUUUUGGGACAGAAUACUUGAAGAAAUAUGCCCCAUACUUAUCUCGAAUCACGGCCAUAAUGAAACACAGCAAGAACUAUGUGAUGAACUGCAUGACAGACAGCGACGGCCAGGACUACAUGAAGUGGCUGUUUGAGUCAGCUGAUGCGAUCCUGCCUGACUUUAUGGAAGAUUACCAGAACCUCAGGGAGCUGGUGAUGGAGAUGGACUCUCACAAGACAUACGGGCUUCUGUCUAGAUGCCGCCUUUCUAGUGGGAAGAUUAUCUGGUUAUGUGAGAAUCACAUCAAAGAAAUGAAAGUGACUGUGCUGGCUAAAGACGCUGUAGCCAAACAAAAGAAGGCCACCGAUCCCCAGCGGCCAGAGUACAUCGCCGAGUGGCUUCGUCAAGUGGACGCUGAAAAACUGGCCAAGAAAUUCGACUCUUCUAUAAAAGUCAAGAGAAAAUUCAAUCAGAAACUUGUGGACAAAGCUUUGAUUACUGCAGAUGGUAUACGGCAGGAGAUGGGCUUCUUCAAUAAAGAACUCGGCCAACAAAUUCUGAGUCAAAUAUCAGAUGGACUGACUCCUGGGCAGAUAAAGACAAAAUCUCUAGAGACCCGGAAAGUUUUACGACACGGAUCAGCAGUCAGGAAAAAAGAGGUCCAAAACUCUGAGGCGGUCCUAAAACGCCAUGCCACUACCACGACUGGAGAAAACACCACUGGCAAAUCAGUCACAUCUCCUUCACAAUCUUCUAGGGGAUCCAGUCCUAAAAUAAAAAGGCCUACAAGUCAGGCUUGUAGUGUUAUGUAAUUACCUCGAUCCAAUGUCGUGACCUCGAAACAAACAUCAAAAUAAUAUCUGUGAUAUCUUGACUUUGUUUAUAUCAGUGGUCAUAUGUGUUAUGGAAAGAGAUUUGAUAAUAAUUGUCCAACAGCUGACAUUGAAAUGCAUUUCCUACUGCAGACUUGGACACUCUCGUGUUUAUCAGUUGGUAGUAUGAUUUAAUUGUUAUUUUGGGUUAUAGAUAAAUUUGUACAGAUUAAUUAUAAGUUUAUGAACUGCAAACCAUAAUCUACACCAAGUCAUGUUUUUAUGACCCAGUAACAUUCAUUGCUAUUUAAUUCAGUCCUUGUUAUUCCAAUCAUCACUUUAUAAGUGUGCCUUUACAUAUGAGUUACCAUGAUUUCUAAACAAAAAAAAUGUCAAGCAUGAGUAACGUCAAAAUAUUUUACACAGCAUAUUAUGCUAUUGAAAAAAUAAACCAUGAUGCCAAUCAAACUGCAUGUUUGAAACAAAAUUUAUUUGAUCUUAAAUAUCUAGUUUAAAGAUUUUGCUUUGGUAUAUUGUUUCCAUUAUUGCUACUUAUUAGUUUUUUUGCUCAGAAGAGAUUAGUUUAGUGAGAGAUAGGAAGUUUAGUGGAAAAUUAUCGUAUUUCAUGUUUUUAUUUAUUGCAAACUUUAUAUGUGUAUGUAAUGUGGUGUUUAAUUUAUUAAAAUUUACAAUAUUUUUUGCUCAAAAAAAUGCAAAAGUUAUCAAUAUAGCUAGAUAUUUCUGUGGAUUGCACCAGUAUGUUAAGGUCUUCUAUUGUUUUUGCUAUUUUUAUAGUACUUGUUUUAUUAUAUAGAAGACAUCCGUCCACGUAAAACAUGAUAUUAUUUAUUAUAUAUCUUACUCCAUAGUGGGGUUUGUUUUUUACAAAUAUAAUUGUUUUUUGAAAACAUUUUUUAAAAUUGCUUUACAAAUUACUAUCAAUGUUCAUGAUUGGGUAGUACAUCCUGAAAAAUAUUAUGGGCACCAUAUAGAGAAUGCUACUGCAGAUACUGGAUUCGAUCUUCCUACAGUGAUGAAAGUUGCAUGAAUAUGACCCUUGUUGAUUUCUGUAUCCAGAGGUCAAGGUCACAGUGAUUAAAUCUAACAAUGUAGUAAAGUUACCAGUCCAGUUUUUGUGUGUUGCAGAGAUGUCAGGUAGAGAAAUAUUAAUAAAUAUCCUUAUUGAUGUCCAUAGGUCAAGGUCAAAUACAGUGAUUAGCCAAAAGAAUGUUUUGACACCACGUAUAGAGUACUACACUAAAGUGUCUCAAGUUACUCAAGAGAUGAUGGGUCUAGUUGAAAGAUCAUUAUGGAUUACUGCACGGUCAAAAGGUCAUAAAUUGAGGUAACAAACACCAAUUGGAUGUAACAAUAUAAACACCAUAUAAAAAUCUUCUGCUCAUAUUUGCAACAUAAAUGACAGGAAGAAUAAGAAUAUCACAUUGCUUUAUCUGUUUUAAGCUUGUAGGACAAGACCACAAUCAGCAAUUAAAUACACCAAAGUUUGUGGAUACCAAGAUCAAAGCAUAUUAAUCUAAGGUUUGAUUAUAGGACCUGUUGAAUGAAGCAUGUUGUGAGGGAAUACCUUUCAUGGUGGUUCCCCUUAAUUUACAUAAUUUUGUUUGUUUUACAUGUAAAUUGAAAGUGCAUCUUGGCCAAAAUAUAUUGAAGUCGUGAAUUUCAUGGAUGGGUACUAGACUUGUAAUUAAAUGUUUUAAUGUUGAAUACUGUAUAUGUAUUUUUCCAUAGGGCCACAUUAAACCUUUAUCUAGAAGAAUUGGUUGUAAACAAUGCAAGUAUGUGGUGACAAUGGCUACACAGGUAUAUAACACAUUUAGUGUAGCCCGGUGGUAUGAAUGUCUUGAACUCCUAAGGAACUGUUACAUCACAAUCUGGAUAACCCGAAAGAGAUGUCACGGAAAGAUUUUUUAUAUUUCUGUAAACAAAAUAUACAUUACAGGUAUCUUUACAACUUUUUAAUAUACUAUAGUAGCCUAUAUGACGUACAAUAGAUUGUUUUUAAUAUACUAUAGUAACCUAUAUGAUGUACAAUAGAUUGUUUUUAAUAUACUAUAGUAGCCUAUAUGAUGUACAAUAGAUUGUUUUUAUAUCACUUUAUUUCAUGUAUGAAAUCGUUCUUUUAGUUUACUUUGAUUUGAAAGCAACUUGGAAGGGAUUUCUCAAACAACACAAUCAGUAAUGCUAUGUCACAUUUAAAUCAGUACUUCAUAUUACGUGGCAGGUUAGUGCUAUAAGUGAAGUCCGCGUUAUAACACAAUAAAUCUUAUAUAACAC